Molecule: messenger RNA, 1458 nt
Organism: Drosophila willistoni
Lineage: Eukaryota; Metazoa; Arthropoda; Insecta; Diptera; Drosophilidae
Gene: hdm
Product: protein hold'em
Exons: 2
Coding region: 1-1458 (485 amino acids)
Biological process (GO): resolution of meiotic recombination intermediates
Molecular function (GO): single-stranded DNA binding; single-stranded DNA 3'-5' DNA exonuclease activity
Source: RefSeq, a predicted model, not a curated record
AUGAACUCAAAAUCGCAUAAAUUAAAGCUUGGCGACAUGGAACCUUUUAUGACCAACAUCUCCAUAGUUGCACUGAUUAUUUCCAAAUCGACGCCCAACGUCUUUUUAGACAAAUUGAAUGGCGAACAACGCGGAGUGAUCAAUCUAACACUUCGCGACACUCAAAAACAUAUUACCAACUGCAACUGCUGGGGCCAAAAACAAUGCAUUGAAGAGUACAAUUCCAUGCUAAAUAUAGGUGAUAUUGUAGAUGUUGUGGGUGCCAAAGUAACAUCAAAUAAUUCCCAAUUGAUUGGGGCGCCGGGAGAGCAACCGCAUCGAUAUCAGCCAAUGGCCACGAUAUGCUGUUCCUUGAGCGUCAACGAAGGACACGGCUAUAUAGUACAUCAUAAUCCGGAGGAUGUGACCACCAUACAGAGACUACACAAUCUUAUACAUGUCCCACACAAACCAAUUCGGUCGGCACUUAAAUUGGCUGACGUUCGUGGAGCUGGCGAUCAACUGAGGACCUAUGUAGAUCUCUUGGUGGUGGUAGCCUCGGUGCGUCCAGUGCGAGAAUUCAAGCGAAAAGUGGUUCAUCGCAAUGGCAGUCUUAAGUUGCAGUGCCUUGAAAUGGUUGUGAUCGAUACCAGCUGUCCGGAUGGUAUGAUAUUUACCAUUUGGCAACCUGAAUGGAUACGUCGAUCCCAGUAUUGGCAGCCACGUAAAACCAUUUUGUAUCUCAUCGAUGUGCGUACAUCCUAUUCUGAAUUCUAUGGCAGCACAGUCCUCACACAUUCCAGUUGUUCGUUGAUAUACGAGAAUCCUCAGUCACCUGGUGACGAUUUACAAAAUCUCUUAAAGUUUGCGGCAAACAUACCACUGAAAAGUUUUGAUUUCUUAGCCCAAACCGAUUUGACUAGCCUUCCGUUAGCGUCGGAAAUACGUAACCAGAUGACAGUCAAGCAGAUAUAUGCCCGAGCCGAGGGAGAUCUUCGUGAUGCGGCAACUGAACAAUUCACAACUGUUCUCUAUGCCAUGGUCACCAAAUUCGAUAUAGAUGGUCUGGCCAUGAUCAUUAACAGGAAGUGCAAGGCCUGUCAUCGUCUUAUAUCCGGGAAUCGCAAUGAUUGCGAAAACGAAUCGUGCCAACUGGAGUUCUCUCUGUGUUAUAGCGGGGUGAGGUAUGCUCACUUUUUCAAUAUCAAUCUUCAUCUAUCGGAUCAUACGGGCACCUUAAUUGAGGCACGUUUAGCUGGUGGUGUUGCCGAGCAUGUGCUUGGUCUUAAUGCAGAAACAUUUCAAGUGCUUCUCGAUCGAGAGAAAAGUAAAUUGAAAUGGCAAUAUCUACUUAAAUAUUUUGAAGUAAAAUUGCUUAUCAGAAAGCAAGCAGCAAUGCGUAGAAAUUUGUCGGCAAUUAUUAUAGAUAUGAAACCCAUACAAUUAAAUCAAAUAAUUGAAAAAUUUAAUGCCUUCUAA